UUCACUGAAGUGGUGAAUAGAAAUUCAUUUGUCAAUGUAACUGCAGGACCGAAAUCCGGUGGUAGGUUCUUCCUCAUCUCUAGUGUAGUGAAUUUAUAAUCGAUAAAGAUAACAGGGUGAACAAACUUACAUAGUUAUCAGAUAGUAUUGAAGUGCAACAUAUAUUCCAGUUCGACAUCAAUAUUGAUUGAAUAGAAAGUGUAUUUUGAGAUUUACCUAUAUACGAGUUUAAUCUACAGGAACCGUGAGCUAUACAGGCUGAUUCGAUUCAUUGGUAAAUGCGCGGAAGCUAAGGGUAGACAGAGGAAAUCGAGGUGAUUUAAGUGGAAGCGACCAUGAUAAGAGCAUCAAUUUCGCUGAUAGCGUUACUCUUCGGAGUAGCUCUCUGUCAAGUACAUUACGUUCCUGUUAAUGCCUACAUCCCAGUAAACCCCUAUCAAAUAGGCUGGAACAACAGCUACUACAACUACAAUAAUAAAACCAGCAACAACUCAUCUUGGACGGGGCCUGGGCAUAUAUUUUGGGGGAAAAUUGGUCCGCUCGAUAGACUUCUAUUCAAUGAGAUGUACUUCAAAGACAGCCACUGGUGGACUUCUAGAGAAAAAAUCAUCGAGUAUCCAAAGGAUGUGCAGUCGGGUUACGUCAGGCAUGAAACGAUUUCCGCUAUUCAUAUCAUCAAUAAAUUCUAUCAGGGCAACCACGCAAACGCAUCCAUAUUGUCCGGUGGUGUUGGUAGGCAAUUUGUGAAGAUAAGACUGGCAUCAACUUGGGGAUAUGGUCUCAAAUUCUUGGUACAAAUAUUCGGUCAUUAAGACGAGCGAAUUAUGAAAUAAUAUUGAAACUGAAAAAGUGCAUUGUAGAAGAAUAAAUUUCACUGCAAGAGUU
This is a messenger RNA of Harmonia axyridis, 885 nucleotides long. RefSeq lists its product as uncharacterized. The record is from RefSeq and is a predicted model, not a curated record. NCBI's taxonomy places the organism in Eukaryota, Metazoa, Arthropoda, Insecta, Coleoptera, Coccinellidae. The coding region runs from base 336 to 812 and encodes 158 amino acids. The transcript has 3 exons.